AUGAGAUUCUCUGAAAAAUCAAAAGAAAUUGCUAAAUUUAUCUUGAUACGCUUUAUUGUAUUUAUAAUCUUACUCGGAUUUGAUGCGUAUUAUUCGGAUAAGCCACCUUAUAAUGAUAUUGGUUGUAAAUCACCCAUAUAUUGUCCGGAUGAAUUUUUGACGACAAUUCAGUUAGCACAUUUAUUUAACGACUCAAAGACAUUUGUAGACAUGCCCACAAAAAAACCAAUUCACGAAGUUCUCCAAGCUUUUUCAGAAUUACCAUUUCCCCAUACUCGAUCUUCUCUGCGUGAUUUUGUUGACACAUAUUUCAGUUCACCCGAGGGGUCGCUCAUAUUUACAAAUUUUACUGACUUUAAUCCAUCCCCUGAAUUUCUCGAAAAAAUCAAGGAUCAUACAUUACAUGCUUUUGCGGGUAUAAUCAACAGUUACUGGCCGGAUUUAUCGAGGCGCAUUGCAAAGGAUAGAAAUUUAUGCGAGGGUUGUGUUGACAGUAUCUAUCCAGUUAAUAAUACAUUUAUUGUUCCGGGUGGUAGAUUUAGGGAAUUUUAUUAUUGGGAUUCUUACUUUAUCAUGGAAGGGUUGCUGGUUAGUGGAUAUUUUCGUAUGGCGAAAGAUAUUAUUGAGAAUUUUUUACAGAUAGUAGGCGAAAUUGGCUUUGUGCCAAAUGGUAAUAGAAUUUAUUAUUUGAAUCGAUCGAUGCCUCCACUUUUGACCCAGAUGGUUAAAAUUUACUAUAAAGCGACAAAUGAUUUUGAUAUGGUGAAAUCUGCAUUACCGACGCUACUAAAAGAAUACGAAUUCUGGCAAAAAAACACUACGGUUCAAAUCGUAGCAAAGAAUCAUCCUUCAAAGAAGAAAUACACCCUAAAUCGAUAUAUAGUCCACAACUCAGAUCCAAGACCAGAAAGUUUUCUCGAAGAUUACUUCACCGCAACGAACGCUACUUGGCUAAACGCGACAGGUCGAGAAAAUCUAUAUGCAGAUAUAGCCACCGUAGCUGAAACAGGAUGGGACUUUUCAUCACGUUGGGUUCGUGCCGAGAAAUUAACAGAAUACCUUCAAGAUACUUCCUUUACCAGACCGAAUAAUUAUGCGUUACUUCAGAAUUUAGAUACUAGAUCGGUGAUACCAAUUGAUUUGAAUUCCAUUUUGUAUAUGAAUGAGAUUGUGUUGGCGGAUUUCAAUGCAAAAGUUGGAAAUAAAAAAUUAGCAAAUUCUUUUAGAAAGCGUGCUAAAGACAGACGUGAAGGGAUGAUCGACAUUUUUUGGGAUAAAAAAAGAUUAAGUUUUUGGGACUUUAAUUUGACGAGUGGAACGCAUACGCCCGUUGCUUCUUUGGCUGCUUUUUUUCCAUUUUGGGCAGGCAUCUAUCCAACUGAAAUUACAAACAAUUUAACAGCAGCUAAAGAAUCAUUUAGAUUAAUAGAAAAAUUACUUGAAAAGUAUCCAGGGUCACUUCCUGCCACAGAAAUUGAUACCGGAUUACAAUGGGACUUUCCGAAUGCUUGGCCACCAUUACAAUAUGUUGUUAUUGAAGCUUUAAUGAACGUAGAAAAAUUAUAUAAUGAAAAAGAUAAUAUUAAUACAAUCAGAGAACUUGCGCGUACGGUAGCACAACGUCUUGUUUCAUCAGUUUUAUGUGCUUGGCUAGAAACUGGUGGCGAAAUUCACACUAACAACAUUUCUACAAAGAGAAAAGAGAAUUUCAUGAAUGACGUGGGUCAUAUAUUCGAAAAGUAUAAUGCCACGAAUUUGACUAUUCCUGGAGGUGGCGGCGAAUACGUAGUGCAAACAGGGUUUGGAUGGACUAAUGGAAUCACGUUAUGGAUUUUGGACAAGUUCAGUGAAAUAAUACAAGCGCCGGAAUGUAUUGCAAAAUUUAAGCGUGAAUAA
Messenger RNA from Ambispora leptoticha, 1896 nucleotides. The record is from the annotation of a GenBank genome assembly. NCBI's taxonomy places the organism in Eukaryota, Fungi, Glomeromycota, Glomeromycetes, Archaeosporales, Ambisporaceae.